GGCCGUCCGGCCUGUCGGCGGCCCGGGCCUCGCUGGCCCCAAGGUCCAGCAGGGGGCUCCACUGGACCCAGCCGGGACGGAGAGUCAGGGAUGCGGUUGGGGAAGGGGGAGCCGAGGUCGGGAACGAGGGUGGCCGCAGCAGGAUUUCAGAGCAGGACCUAGACUUCUGAAAGGUCGGCCGGACCCACUGGGAACCGACGGGCAGGAUGUACACACUGCUGUCGGGGCUGUACAAGUACAUGUUCCAGAAGGAUGAGUACUGCAUCCUGAUCUUGGGCCUGGACAAUGCCGGGAAGACGACCUUCUUGGAGCAGUCAAAAACCCGGUUUAACAAGAACUACAAGGGGAUGAGUCUCUCCAAAAUCACCACCACCGUGGGUCUAAACAUUGGCACUGUGGAUGUGGGAAAAGCUCGCCUUAUGUUCUGGGAUUUAGGGGGACAGGAAGAGCUGCAGUCUUUGUGGGACAAGUACUAUGCAGAGUGCCAUGGUGUCAUCUACGUCAUCGACUCCACUGAUGAGGAGAGACUCUCUGAGUCCAAGCAGGCCUUUGAGAAGGUGGUUUCGAGUGAGGCGCUGGACGGUGUCCCCCUCCUGGUUCUGGCCAACAAGCAGGAUGUGGAGACUUGCCUCUCCAUACCUGACAUCAAGACUGCCUUCAGUGACUGUACCUGCAAGAUUGGCCGGAGAGACUGCCUGACCCAGGCCUGCUCCGCCCUCACAGGCAAAGGAGUGCGUGAGGGCAUCGAGUGGAUUGUGAAGUGCGUCGUGCGGAACGUGCACCGGCCGCCGCGGCAGAGGGACAUCACGUAGCAUGGCCGGCGUGUCCUCAUGGUGUGUCGAGUGCCCGAGGAGCCCCUGUGGCUCCUGCAUCACGGAUCCUGGGGACUGGGCUUGCUUUGAUUUUUGGUUCUUUUACUUGCUUCAUUUUCUCUCUAAGACAAACUUCUUUCUGUGACUGGAAAAGUGUAGGCAUCCAGAGGGUUUUGCUGAGGGGCGUGGGGCACCUGGGCCAGUCUGGCUCCGCCACACAGACCCUGGGCACCACCUGGUGCUCUGUAGGGCCUCGGGCCCUCUCAAGGCCAGGUAUUAGGUGGGGGGGGGGGGGGAAGGGCAUCCUUGUCUGGACAGGCCUUAAGACUUUUCCAAGGGAGGCUCGAGGGGAACUGGUGGAAAGCUGGGGUUGGCUCUGGCAGUUGCUCUGGCCAGCACUGAUGGCCCACAUUCACAGAGGGGAGCAGGGCCCCCUGAAGUUUUGUUGAGUCAUCUAGUGAGUGGUAUACCCCAGACUGGCCUCAAAAUCAUAGUCCUCCUGUCUCCGCCUCCUGAGUGCUGGGGUUACAAUUGUGGCAUACCAGGUUUGGGGUUUUAGCUGUGGCCCACCAGGCCUGGCUCUCCCAUGGGCUCUGAAGCAGCCUUGGGAUAGGAUUCUUGAGCCUUCUUCCCUGGCCCCUCACCAUGCUUUGAUCUCCAGAGGAGAGGGUCGCUGUGCUGCGUGAGCAUUGCCUUUUCUCCUCCACAUGGUUCUUACACCGCUCUGCUGGUUCAUGGGUCUACACCCCAGCUACAGUGUGGGGAAGUGCUCUGAACAGGGUGGGAGCCCUCCACUCACAGGCUCUGACCUUGCCCCUGUGACUACCUGUAUGGACUGCCUGGCUGGCUUCUAGUCCUCCAGACAGUCCACAGGCUGGAAGCCACCUUCUAGAGCCUCAAGGCAGCUGGUGGGCUGGUAAUCACAGGGGCCCCCUAGGCAGCUUUGGGUCCAUGUUCUGGCCACAACCUAGAGAUCAAGUGACUCCUUGUCCAAGGUCAGGUUAUACCAGGCUGCUCCUUGGAGGGGGGACUGAGAAGGACAGGGAUUGGGCUUAUCUAGCUGUGACUCUCCGGGAGGGCAGACACAGCUUGUAGGAGAGACUAGGCUUCAGCCUCAGGAAAGAGCCACCCACUGUGAGUGGAAGGUGGCAGGGCCAGUGCCUCAGGUCACUGAAGGUGGUAGAGGCCUUAGCCCUGGUUCUCAGGAGGCACUGGGCUGCUCUAGGCCUGGUUGGGAAUCCCCUGGGAGUGGGUGGGACAAGAUAGGCACUACAGGAGAUUGUCCAGCAGUGACUCCAGGGUACUGAACCAGACAGCACACCCUGACUUGACACUGCCAACCUCUUAGGGAGACAAGUUCUAGAGUGACCUUGUGGCAUGCCACAGUGGGCAAGGAGCAAGGGCCAUGAUGGUGGUCACAUGGGCCCAGGGGUCCCCUACUGGUCUUGGGGCAGGCACAGAACUUGAAAACAGCUGGUUUUUACAAAAUGGCUUUAUAAAAUAAAUCUUCCUUUGGUGCAGCUUG
Perognathus longimembris pacificus (Pacific pocket mouse) is the source of this 2337-nucleotide messenger RNA. It is a transcript of the gene Arfrp1, whose product is annotated as ADP ribosylation factor related protein 1. The coding region runs from base 207 to 812 and encodes 201 amino acids. Gene Ontology annotation, biological process: protein localization to organelle; intracellular protein transport; Golgi to plasma membrane protein transport. The record is from RefSeq and is a predicted model, not a curated record. The transcript has 8 exons. NCBI's taxonomy places the organism in Eukaryota, Metazoa, Chordata, Mammalia, Rodentia, Heteromyidae. Gene Ontology annotation, molecular function: GTPase activity; GTP binding. Gene Ontology annotation, cellular component: Golgi apparatus.